AUGCGCACAACGCGGAGCAAGAGCGGGAUCCUUAAAGAGGGGAAGAAGAGACAGCCUAAGGCCGUGUCUGAUGAUGGGCAAGAGGAGUCCGACAUAGGCACUGCGGCGCCUGAGAGACAGGGCGUGAAGCAAACCUCGAAGCUCAUGUGCAUGCCCCUGGACAUUUGGUUCGAGAAUUGCGGCCGCGCCAGCGUCGACAUCGACUGGCAGCUGCUCAUGCGCGUGUGCGAGCCCUGCAGGAGAGUAUACUCAUUCAACUCCAAAAGGUUCCAGCGCGAAUUUCCCGGCGAGGAUGCGUCCGUCCUGCCCUUGGUUCUCUACACCAAUAUACACCAAGGCUGGGCGUCGCCAACCACCUACUACUGGAGGUCCGACGUCGAGCGCAUGCUCAGAAUCGUGGCGCGAUACAAGGGAGAUAUCGCUGGCAAGAAGCCCGGUGCGGAAGCAGCUUACAAGGAGUUCCGCGAGCGUAGGAUCGCUCGUGUGCUUUCGGUUGUCCAGUCUGCUCCUCAAUACAAGUCCUGGCAUUCAGAAGUACGGUCGGAGAGCUGGCGCGAGCUCGCAAAGUUGGCCGAGGAGCGGAAAUCAGCCAUCCGGGCGCGACUUCUGCAGAUCGGUCAUGACCCUCGGGAUGUUGAACAUGUCAUGACCAACGGCGACAUUGAGGUUGAACGAAAGGAACUCACCGAAGCCUCUUGGCGGCGUAUCAAGAAGAAAUGGGAGACCCAAGUCGCCAAAGCCCGCCGGCGCCGCCUCGCCACGGACCACCCUGGCAUCAUCGGCCAACGAAAGCGCGCCGCUGCCCGGGUGUACAACGAGGUGUACCAUAGAAACGUCGGCCCGCUGGAGUGGUUCACGCUGGAGUGGUUGACGCUGCCGCCGGCCCACGAGGUCAUCAAGCUCGAGCCGCUUUGGGAACCCGUCUACUCCGACGUCGAUGCGGAUGUUCCGGAUGCCGCAUUCCAGAAAGCCCUGCGGGCCUGCGCGAGUGCAAUUAGGAAGCAUAAGAGCGACAACAUCUAUAGUGUGCGACGCGCCUUCGAUGAUGUGCCCAAGGAGGUCAAAAAAGGCGGCAUGCUGCUCAAAGACGCGGGGGUGGAUGUCCUCGAUCUGGCGGUAGCGACCUGCAAGGAGCGAUGGCAUUCAUCUACACCGUUCUCCGAGCAAUGCCUCAGUGCCAAGGAAUACCUCUUCAGGCGGUCGUACUGCAUGAGUGACUGUAAUCCAGAAUACUGCUCAGACCUCUCGGGCGUCGUAGUCGCACUCCUGGACGCAGUCAACCGGUCCCCGGCGACGACGACAUUCGCAGGGCUAGACCAGCUUGAUCCACGGUUCUUCUGCUCCCUUUGCCCACCGCAGGAAAUUGGCGGCACAUGGACGAGGUUGUCCUUCAAAUGGCGUUCCGCUGUGCUUCAUUACAACGAGCAUCACGCGGAAAAGCAGGAAAUCGCGAAGUUCAGAGCUCUGUCCGCAACCGAGGCGGGUCACGCACGCAGGAACGAGAUCCCCGAGCUCGCAGAUGCGAAGACCUGGUCCUGCGCCCAUUGUGGCGAACACCUUGACAAUUGGCAGCGGCAGUGCGACGUUGAGGCGCAUGCGAGGAAAAGACACGAUAUCGCUGCCCCUAAGAUUGGUGCCGAUGUGUUAUGUGUGCCCGUCGUACUCGUGAACGUCAAGCCGGUUCGCGUAUCUGUCGACAGUCCCCUAAAUUCAGUAGCUGACUUCGAUGGAUUUUCGGAGAGGAUGCACGACUUCAGAUGA
Schizophyllum commune H4-8 is the source of this 1761-nucleotide messenger RNA. RefSeq lists its product as uncharacterized. The transcript is spliced from 11 exons. Lineage: Eukaryota; Fungi; Basidiomycota; Agaricomycetes; Agaricales; Schizophyllaceae. The record is from RefSeq and is a predicted model, not a curated record. The coding region runs from base 1 to 1761 and encodes 586 amino acids.